UUCAGAGAAUCGUUGAUCAGGCCGCUAAUAGAAACGCGUUAUAGUACACCACAUCUAUCUACAGCAUGCCUUUCCAAACCGACGGGAUUGCAAAGCAUGACGCGAAAUUCUGAUUCUGAUAUCAGCAGCAAGAAUCACGUUAUUGUAGUUACUCCUUAUACAUACCUAAAUCAAACGGACAAUUGGCCAUUUUAGCGGCCUGGCGCCCGGCUCAGAACCUCCCAAUGACUAGGCUGUCUAUAAAUCUAUUCUCGCAUAUUCGAAUUUCUCUCCAAGCAAUAUUUUAGCUCCGUCUUCUAAUCAUUGACCCGGCAUAAAAGCAGGAUAGGAUAAAACACAUUCGUAGGUACACAGGCUGCUCCGAGAGUGCAGCGGUCCCAAUGGUCAUUUUGCCUUUUUUGACCGCCCUUCAUCCGCCUUGCAUGGUGGGGUUGAGCCCCUCCAAAUUGAGGUACACAGUACAUCCCCUCGGGCACAUAUCGCUAACCUCUAAAUCCAUACAUUUCUGACUCACAGCAGCCGAGACGUCAAUCAUGGCGACUUCUCAGGUAGAAGGAGGCGACCUGACGUCUCAGAUCCUCCAUGCACUCGAUAAGACGGCGCCCCUCCUAUCUGCCGAAAGUUUCCCGGCUUCCAGCUUUACCGAUCUCAAAGCAGCGCUCGACAGAUUAUCUUCGCGGUCUAUGGUCGAGUAUGCGACAAUCCAGCGUGAUGAGGUCCUCCUAGAACCCGAAGGCGAAUCGAUUGUUGCAAAUGGAAGCCACGAGGCCCGUGUCUUCGAGGCGCUGCGGGCCGCCGUGGACGGGCUCACGAUUCAAGAGCUAGAAACGACCAUUGGUGACAAGAACAUCUCCAAACUCGGCCAGGGGAAGGCCUUCAGGGAGAAAUGGAUUGCCAAAACCGCAGACGGCAAGCUCAAGGCCGUAUCCGACUCUAUCCACGAUGCCACUAGGGAGCAGCUGCAAUCCAUCCAGACAAGCCGAACUGUCUCCGACCAGAAAGCUCUCGCUGACCUCAAAAAACGCAAGCUUGUCCGAGUCCAGAAGGUCAUCAGCUUCAAGAUGGACAAGGGACCAAAGUUUGCUCUUGAGAUGCCCGAAGAAGCCACUGACUUAACGGCUGAAAUGCUGGCGAACGGUACUUGGAAGACGGCUGCCUUCAAACCUUACAAUUUCGAGGCAUUAGGAGCCGACCAAGGAUCAGGUGCAUUGCACCCACUAAACAAAAUGCGCGCUGAGAUCAGGAAUAUUUUCUUUGAAAUCGGCUUUGAAGAGAUGCCUACAGACAACUUCGUUGAGUCUAGUUUCUGGAACUUUGACGCCCUUUAUGUACCGCAGCAACAUCCUGCCCGCGAUUUACAAGACACGUUCUAUACCUCCGAUCCAUUGGUCGCUGGCAAGCCAUCUGAUGACACAUACUGGGAGAACGUGAAAGCUGUACAUCAAGAUGGGAAGUAUGGUUCGAUUGGGUACCGGUACCCGUGGGCCGCGGACGAGGCUCAACGGUUAGUCUUACGGACUCACACAACUGCUGUGAGUGCCAGUAUGCUGUACCAUUUAGCAGCAAGGAAAGGACCUGAUGGCCGCCCUCCCCCUGCACGCUAUUUCUCGAUUGACCGUGUCUUUCGUAACGAAACUGUCGAUAAUACCCAUCUCGCCGAGUUCCACCAAGUGGAGGGUAUAAUUGCCGAUUAUGAUUUAACACUUGGCGGUCUUAUGGCGUUUAUGGACGUUUUCUUCGGCAAAAUGGGUAUCAAAGGCCUCCAAUAUAAGCCAGCAUACAAUCCCUAUACCGAGCCAAGCAUGGAGAUUUUCUCAUAUCAUGCUGGCCUUGGUAAGAUUGUUGAGAUAGGAAACAGUGGAAUGUUCCGACCUGAAAUGCUUGAGGCGAUGGGUUUGCCUAAGGAUAUGCGUGUUUAUGGUUGGGGAUUAUCACUAGAACGUCCCACUAUGAUCCGGUACGGUAUCAACAAUAUUCGCGAUCUGCUGGGUCACAGAGUGGAUUUGAAUCUUGUGCAGAAAAACCCAGCCGUACGGCUAGAUAAAGUCUGACCCUAAAAGCGUCCAUAUAUUGCAUGCAGAGUAAAGAAUAGACAAAUUUAACGUGGAAUGAUCACUCUAGCCAUUGGAACGUUUGAGCGUAUAUGGAUAGGAUGAUUCUAUAGUUUAUGUCUCGUUUGUUUCUGAGGUCAAACGCCUCUUACUCUUUCUCUCUCCUUUUCAGCCACCAGCCUAGGUAGACGCUAGCUAACAUUUAGUCCUUACAUGGCAAUGGUGCCUAGGCAGCACGGUCGAGCUCGACUGCCUGAUCGAAAGUAAUAUUUGAUAAUAUGGCAAAUUUAUUAUGCAAAUUAAGUGGGGCUGUGAAGAACUUACAUAGUAUGAAGGCAGGAAAUUGAGGCUCUGGGAGUCCGGUAACCCGCUUCAGUAAAACGCGCCUACAAAGAAUUUGA
This is a messenger RNA of Xylaria bambusicola, 2452 nucleotides long. RefSeq names its product phenylalanyl-tRNA synthetase alpha chain. Gene Ontology annotation, biological process: phenylalanyl-tRNA aminoacylation. The coding region runs from base 534 to 2051 and encodes 505 amino acids. Gene Ontology annotation, molecular function: ATP binding; phenylalanine-tRNA ligase activity; tRNA binding. NCBI's taxonomy places the organism in Eukaryota, Fungi, Ascomycota, Sordariomycetes, Xylariales, Xylariaceae. The transcript has 9 exons. The record is from RefSeq and is a predicted model, not a curated record. Gene Ontology annotation, cellular component: cytoplasm; phenylalanine-tRNA ligase complex; cytosol.